This is a messenger RNA of Baudoinia panamericana UAMH 10762, 357 nucleotides long. RefSeq lists its product as uncharacterized. Bases 81 to 269 code for a protein of 62 amino acids. The transcript has a single exon. Lineage: Eukaryota; Fungi; Ascomycota; Dothideomycetes; Mycosphaerellales; Teratosphaeriaceae. The record is from RefSeq and is a predicted model, not a curated record.
CGAUGAGUAAACGGACUGUGAGUUGUCACGUCUCAUAACGUGGCGUCCGUGCCUGGCAGGCAUUGACGGGCUUCCCACCAAUGAUGAUCGCGUCGGUCCCGGCUUGCCGGCAGAACGAUCUGCAGUCUCCGCGAUGCAGAUCGAUUCGACUGCAGCUGAUCGUCAGAGCAACGCAACUUAGUAGGCGAGUUCUCCAACGGUUCUCCUCUCUCCGUUUUCGCUUGCCUGACUCGCACGAGGUUGGCAGCGCCGAGGCGAAAGUCACGUAAGGCUUAGAGAGUAUGGUUUGUUCAACUUUGUGUGAAAUAACGCGCUACUGAAAGCCUCAGAGGUGCCUGAGAGGCGGUGCGAUACAGG